Molecule: messenger RNA, 6515 nt
Organism: Mizuhopecten yessoensis (Yesso scallop)
Lineage: Eukaryota; Metazoa; Mollusca; Bivalvia; Pectinida; Pectinidae
Product: tubulin polymerization-promoting protein family member 2-like
Exons: 4
Coding region: 359-898 (179 amino acids)
Biological process (GO): microtubule polymerization; microtubule bundle formation; positive regulation of protein polymerization
Cellular component (GO): microtubule
Molecular function (GO): tubulin binding
Source: RefSeq, a predicted model, not a curated record
CCUGAAAACUCGUUUUGUUGGAGCGGCUGAUGAGCGAUUUCGGGUACUGGUACCUAUACUACGGGUAUACACUGUCCUGAACGCCAGACCAACCCUGAUGUACACAAUAAGUUAAAGUUUGGGUGAUAUGCAGACGAUAUAGCACGAGUGUGCAUUCAAUCAAUAUUCAGCUAAUAUUAGUGAAGCGGCCCCAGCCAGUUUAUACAGCUCCUGUCACAUGUAGAUUUCAGACGGCAACCAGUAUAAACCGGCGUUGUUUACGUUAGAAACGGAUAGUAUUUUACACCGUCAUACCUGUUCUGCGGGCAUCUCUUAACUGUCAACACAUUGAGCAACAGUUUCCACACUUACAUUCGAAAUGGCUAGCGGAGGACUCUCUGAUGAGGAGGUGAGCGAGCUGGUUGAUAAGCUGAAACAGUAUGCUAAACUGGCACAUAAGGAAAAUCUGACUUCCCAGGCUACAGGGAAAAUUACAAAAGACAACCUUCUCUGGAAGGAACUGAGAACGGAUAUGGAUUCCAGCAUCUUCCCUGUUUGUAAGGACGACAAGACGAAACGGUUUAUGACCAUUACCAAGGAAAAGUCUAUGAAGUUUCUAGCAAAAUCUGCCGAAAAGUUAGAAGCCAAGAGAAAGGGGAAGAAACCACCAGAAGGAAGUACAUGGGAGAAAGAACUAUUAAAAAAUCUCAAAGGAACACAACUUACUGGGGUAACGAAAGAAUCUAAGACGGGAAACGUGAGCCAUUUCACGGACUGUUCGGGUUACACUGGGACACACAAGGAGCGGUUCGACGACAGUGGUAAAGGGAAGGGAAAGGACGGACGGGACGACACCACCCCUAAAGAUGGUUACGUUCAGGCCUUCAAGGACAAGGGAACGUACGACGAAACACACUGAAUAACUGCAUACACGUGUAAAUGUCUAUUUCAUAUUUAUUUUUUCUUUUACUACUGUCUUUUAUUAUUGAAAGCUGCAAGUCUGGACAAUUUAAUUGUUUUAUAAACAUAAGUUUACAGAGUGUCUUUUACAAUUUUAGAAUUAGCUAAUGACCAAUUGAUAAACGUGGUAGCCAGCCAUCAUAAAGUCGGGGACCUUUUUCUCCCAUAACGUUCAUAUUUCAUUUGGAAAACCACGUGUUUCCCUUAGAAAACAACCAUUAUAUCUGUUUCCUUGAAAACAAUUGCCUUGAAUCAAUUUGUCACGAUAGAAGAUGACGUCGUAAAACAUUGUUAUGUGACGUUAUAGUUGAAAGAUUGACCAAUGAAACAACGUCUGUGGUGUUACUUAUAGUGGAUAGCCAAAAAUGUUGACCAACUCCAGUAGGUUUAUCUAAUGAGUCGUGGGUAAGGAAAGCUAUAAUGGUUAUGGGAGAAAAGAAGUUUUUAUUAUUACAAAAGGAAAUUAUUAAUGAUAAAGUACUAGGGUAAGUAAGGUAAGCCUUGGGUCACAGAUUGUUUGGGUAGUUGUGGAUUGAGACGCAGUUCUAUACUAAGGUGAGCAGUAGCAUUAUUAUUUCUAUCACUUAACAGUGGAACACAGACAUACCGUUAUAUGUUGUAGUAAAUAUAUUGUUUUAUAAGUGCUUAAUUCCAUUAUCCAUAAUUGGAUUGCCAUCAUUACGUUUUCUGUUUAAAACAUUCGAAAUGGAUUUAUCAACUGGUAGGGAACGAUUAGAAUUAUGAUUUAAACACUUAUUAAGGGAUUGAGUAAAGACCUUUAUGAAUUAACAUGCAUUUAAAUAUAAAAAAAUGAAAUAGCAUGCCACAAAUUGGUAAAGUUUGAAACAUCUGGAACACAAAAUUGUUAACCAGGAUUUAUAGACAUUAUUGUAACAUAAAUAUGGCCUGUCUUUCUUCAAUUUUUGUUAAAAUCCUAACAUAUAAUUUGUGUUUUAUUUCCAUAAAAUUAAAAAUAUGAUCACUAUCUUAUCGUAGACGUAUUUGACGUGACAUUGGUUGUGCGUUGUUUUUCAUGUUAUCUCAGCAUUCAAAUCACUUUUAGGCUACCUGUUUUGUAAUAUCUGACUCGAUAUCAUGCUGUUCUUAAAGAAAAACAAAUCUAUGUAUGUUAUAGUAAUCUCCCUUUUGUCGAUAAGUCAUGAUCUGUAGACACAUUUGUCAUUGCUUUGGGAAAAUUCGAAUGGAGCUGUCGCAAUACGUUAUACGUCAUAUCCCUUACAAUGUUUUAAAAUACAUUCAUGACAAACAUAAUUAAUAUAUCAACUGGACGAAACAGUCAUUUUAGCUCUCGAUACGGUCAAAACAAAUGGCAUGGAAUCAACAUACAUUUAAGAUAACAUGUUAGUGACAAAAACAAGGAGAGAAUAAAACUGUAUUUAGAACUCUAAUGCGAUAAAUCAAGAACAAAAUAUGGACAAAGAGAGAUUUAAAUAAAGACCAUGGAAAAAGAAAAGUUCUGAAUCCACAAAAUUAUUGCCCCUAUCAUUGCUCUGACGUUUAAUGAACUUGCAUGUCUUACGUACUAAAUAUGGUCCUUUUUGUGUUUAUGUGCAUAGCUAUGGUAUUUUUGUGACUAUUUAUUAUCAUAUAUAUCAUCAUGUAGGCCUUAGGAAACACUGAUAUACCGAGAAAAAAAUAAAACACAUAAGAUACAUCAUUGGUAAACUUGGUUUUUGUAGGGUUAAUAGCAUCAAUAAUUGUAUUAUCGAAUGGCCAGUUAUUUGUUUUCAGAGAAACUACAAGAAAAAGGUAAUGGUAAUUGUUUUUUGAAAGCUUUACAUUAACUAUUGAUAUAUCAUGCUGCUUGUAUAUAACGUCACGGAUGAUAAACAUCUUAUGCAAACUUUGUAACAGAACCGAUUGUGGCAAUUUAAAUGGCAGCAUUAGAAUAAUUUGUGAAGAAGUUUUAUAAUAUUUUUUAUUUGUUUUGGGAAUAUAUACACACAACCAGCAAACAAUCGUAUUUAUGCAAAUAUUGAUUUGGAAGUCCUGUUUAUAGUGUAUCUGCUUAAACCUUUGUAAAUAUUAUUUUGACAGUCUCUGUAUGUAUGUUAUUUUGUAAAUUUGUAUCCGGACAUAAAAAAGGAUAGGAAAUUCUGUUUAGAGUAUAUAUGUUUUGACCACUCUUUAUACCUUUUUGACAUUCUCUGUAUAUGUUGUUUUGUAAAUUUGUAUACGGACAUUAGCCAGCGAAAUAUUAAUCACAAAUUGAAGGAAUAAUUACAUAUGGAUAUACAGCUAGAGAUCGACCUCUGAGGCCUUAUCUAAAUGUCAAGCAUUUAACAGCUUCAUUAAUAAUAAUUAGAAAACAUUGUUAACAGACUGGGUUAUUAGAAAGGUCGUCUUAUAAGACAAUCAACAGGCAACGUUUGUCCCAUUAAAAUCCUUUAUCAUGUUAAUAUGUCUUUCUCACUUUUUAAUAAGCCUUGUAUAGAACGUUCCUGUGCACGUAAACAAUCAUCGUUACUAUCUACUAUAUGUAGCAACUAUUUAAUGUAUGGAAGAGUGGCAAGGAUAUAUGUUAUAUAAUAUUUAAUCAAAUGUUUACCUCAAGACAGUUUAAUGUUAUAAACAUGAUUGUUAUUAUUAUGACCUGAUAUAACAUUAAAGUUACAUGGCGCCAUUGAAGAAAGGCUGAAAAUGGUCGACUUUAAAAACGGCUGCUCUACAUGAGAAAAAGGUUCAUGGGAGAAUGUCUGCCGGCAUUCAAUGAAGUGAUACCCUGUUGUUCCGUGGUAAUGUUGAUAAUUAGUUAGUAAAAUACCUUUAAAAUAAAAUAAAAUAAAAUAAGUCACCAAGACUGUAUUUGAUGUUAUUUAAAUGACAUCAAAUUCCCGAUCGCAAAUAUUGGGCAACAUGCAGUCCGUCUGAAACGUGAUAAAGAAUAAUACGAUGAAUUAUCAAUGAUCAUUUCUUUGUAAAGUGUGAUACAUGUACUUUCGAUAUCUAAGGUAAACCAUUCCCUCUGUAAUUCGUUGACGUUCGUUUCAUACAAAUCCUCUGUCAUGAAAAUUCGUUUGAAAUGAUAUAUUUCUAAUAUAUUAUUGUGUUUCCUUUCAGCAUAUUAUUUGAUAAUGCGAUUUGAAAUAAACAGUAGUUUGUUAAGACAUUUUUCUGAAUGACUCGGGUUAAUCAAGCACUAAUAAAAAAAUGUUAUAAAAUAACUGAGCACACCAUGGAUCGAGACUCAACAUAGACUAAUGUACACGAAGAAUAAACUGUUCGUUGCUCUUCUUGACCAGCAAUACACUGUUGGACUGCUGCAGGUAGAAGCUACGUCAAACUUAACAAACUGUGUUCUGAUUGUACAUUCGGUUGGAGGAGAUGUCAACAAAACAAUUCUUGGCUGGGUUUUUAAAUAAUAUAUGACUUGCUGGACCUUCUGUCUAGACUGUUGACAUACUUGUUGCUGCGGGUAACAGUCCUGGUGGUAACUGUCCAUCCUUCUGGUGGUAACUGUCUAGCUUUCUGGUGGUUACUGUCCAUCCUUCUGGUGGUAACUGUCUAGCCUUCUGGUGGUAACUGUCCAUCCUUCUGGUGGUAACUGUCUAGCCUUCUGGUGGUAACUGUUCAUUCUCUGGUGGCAACUGUCUAGACUUCUGGUGGUAACUGUCCAUCCUUCUGGUGGUAACUGUCUAGCCUUCUGGUGGUAACUGUCUAGCCUUCUGGUGGUAACUGUCCAUACUUCUGGUGGUAACUGUCUAGCCUUCUGGUGGUAACUGUCCAUCCUUCUGGUGGCAACUGUCGAGCUUUCUGGUGGCAACUGUCUAGCCUUCUGGUGGUAACUGUCUAGCCUUCUGGUGGUAACUGUUCAUUCUCUGGUGGCAACUGUCUAUACUUCUGGUGGUAACUGUCCAUCCUUCUGGUGGAAACUGUCUAGCCUUCUGGUGGUAACUGUCUAGCGUUCUGGUGGUAACUGUCCAUCCUUCUGGUGGUAACUGCCUAGCCUUCUGGUGGUAACUGUCUAGCCUUCUGGUGAUAACUGUCCAUCCUUCUGGUUGCAACUGUCGAGCCUUCUGGUGGCAACUGUCUAGCCUUAUGGUGGCAACUGUCGAGCCUUCUGGUGGCGACUGUAUAGCCUUCUGGUGGGAACUGUCUAGCCUUCUGGUGAUAACUGUCAAUCCUUCUGGUGGCAACUGUCGAGCUUUCUUGUGGCAACUGUCUAGCCUUCUGGUGGUAACUGUCCAUUCUUCUGGUGGCAACUGUCGAGCUUUCUGGUGGCAACUGUCUAGCCUUCUGGUGGUAACUGUCGAGCCUUCUGGUAGUAACUGUCUAGCCUUCUGGUGGCAACUGUCUAGCCUUAUGGUGGCAACUGUCGAGACUUCUGAUGGCAACUGUCUAACUUUCUGCUGGCAACUGUCGAGUCUUCUGGUUGCAACUGUCCAUCCUUCUGGUGGUAACUGUCUAGCCUUAUGGUGGUAACUGUCGAGACUUCUGGUGGUAACUGUCUAGCCUUAUGCUGGCAACUGUCGAGUCUUCUGGUUGCAACUGUCCAUCCUUCUGGUGGCAGCUGUCUAACCUUCUGGUCGCAACUGUCGAGUCUUCUGGUGGUAACUGUCUAGCCUUCUGGUGGCAACUGCCCAUCCUUCUGGUAGCAACUGUAGAGUCUUCUGGUGGCAACUGUCCAUUCUUCUGGUGGUAACUGUCUAGCCUUAUGGUGGCAACUGUCGAGACCUCUGGUGGUAACUGUCUAGCCUUCUGGUGGUAACUGUCUAGCCUUCUGGUGGCAACUGUCAAGCCUUCUGGUGGCAACUGUCGCGUCUUCUGGUGGUAACUGUCUAGCCUUCUGGUGGUAACUGUCUAGCCUUCUGGUGGUAACUGUCUAACCUUCUAGUGGCAACUGUCGCGUCUUCUGGUGGUAACCGUCUAGCCUUCUGGUUGCAACUUCCCAUCCUUCUUGUAGCAACUGUCGAGCUUUCUGGUGGCAACUGUCUAGCCUUAUGGUGGCAACUCUCUAGCUCCCUGCUGGCAACUGUCUAGCCUUCUGGUGGCAACUGUCUAGCCUUCUGGUGGCAACUGUCCAUCCUUCUGGUGGCAACUGUCAAGCCUUCUGGUUGCAACUGUCCAUCCUUUUGGUGGCAACUGACUAACUCCCUGCUGGCAACUGCCGAGCCUUCUGUUGGCAGCUGUCUAGCCUUCUGGUGGCAACUGCCCUUCAUUCUGUUGGUAACUGUCUAGCCUUCUGGUUGCAACUGUCUAGCCUUCUGGUGGCAACUGUCUUGCCUUCUGGUGGCAACUGUCUAGCCUUCUUGUGCGACAUUCUGGUAUUUUGGUUCAUUUAUGUUGGUUUUUAUCCCGACUGCUACUUUCUGUAUUUUUUGACCUCAUAAUCGAAGUCGGACAUGCUCGAUGCAAUAUAACAAUGUGGUAUCAUGCAUGUUAUAUGUUUAAAGAGUAACUGUUUAUUCAUGAAUGAGCUAUAUCUUCUAUAUUCAUGAGAUAUGUCUUACAGCAAUGAAGUCGGCCAUUUUUAGUUUGGGCUCCUUAUGCGUAAACUAUGAAUAUUGCCAAUGUACUGAUCUGCCGUAUGAUGUUUAUUAAAUUUUGUAAUCUUA